CGCGGCGGAGAUGAGAGGGGCGGCGGGAAAGGCGGCGGCGGCGGCGAGCGGAGGGUGGGGCACCACCGGCAUAGCAACUCGAUGGACGGGUCUUCGACGACGUCGUUUGAGGCGGACUCGGUGAUGAUGGAUGGUGUGAAGAAAGCUAUGGCUCCGGAGAAACUCGCUGAGCUUGCUCUUAUUGAUCCUAAGAGAGCUAAAAGGAUUCUUGCUAACAGGCAAUCUGCUGCUAGAUCUAAGGAGAGGAAGAUUCGUUACACAAGUGAGUUGGAGAGGAAGGUGCAGACGCUUCAGACCGAAGCAACUAACCUUUCUGCACAGCUUACCAUGCUUCAGAGAGACACUACAGAUUUGACAGCCGAGAAUAAGGAGCUCAAACUGCGUUUAGAGGCUUUGGAGCAGGAAGCGCAGCUUAGAGAAGAUCUCAAUGAGGCAUUGAAGGAAGAACUGCAACGCCUUAGGGCACAAAGUAGUCGUUUGGGUGCUAUUGCUGGUAACCCUUCUUUUGGUGGGUUAUUCAACCAGUUGGCUUCCCAGCUAGCCAUGCAACAGUUGACUAAUUCUGCACCUCAGCAGUCACAACACCAGCCACAGGUUGGCAUGCCUCCUCCUCCCUCUGGACAGAAUCACCCUAACUUCAUGGACUUCAAUCAGCAUAAUAACAGCAGUAAAUGAUUUGGUUACAUGCAACAUUCAUCACAAGUAACAUCUUGUGCGUAUAUAUGUGAAAUUGGUGAGACUUGUGAAGGGUAUCUGUGCAGUUCAGUGUCCUUAGUCUUGUAUUGUGUUUAUCUUCUCUAGUUGUAGAAUAGAACUGUACUCCUUUGUGUACUCUCUUCAGUCAUAGGUUAGAAGCACAGUCUUUGAAAUAUGUGUUAUAGCUCUUGGGUGAAUCAAGGUAACAUAACGAUGUAGAAAUACUAAUUAAUAAUACUAUAGAUGGUGAAUAAAGUUUAUUAAUUAGCUUCUGUGAUUAAA
Messenger RNA from Cajanus cajan (pigeon pea), 978 nucleotides. Its product is annotated as transcription factor VIP1. The record is from RefSeq and is a predicted model, not a curated record. Gene Ontology annotation, biological process: regulation of DNA-templated transcription. Gene Ontology annotation, cellular component: nucleus. Gene Ontology annotation, molecular function: DNA-binding transcription factor activity. NCBI's taxonomy places the organism in Eukaryota, Viridiplantae, Streptophyta, Magnoliopsida, Fabales, Fabaceae.